GGCGCGCUGGGCGCGCUGCGAGCGGCCGGCUCGCCGCCCGCGCCCAGCCUCGGCGCCAGCCGGCACAGUCUUAUAGAAAUGAUGACGUGCCGGCUGGGCUCGCGGAGGCUGGGCGGAUCUCGCGGUUCGCUGCAAGCUGGCACCACGUGCUCCGCCGCCAGCGAGCUGGAUCUCUCCUCACGAUCUCGACGGGCGCACAAAGCCAGGUUAAAACUACUGAGCGCCAGCGGCGAGGCUCCGUUGUUGGGGGGCUGGCGGAGCACGCCGCACACGCCGCACGCGUCAGCGACACCGGCGCCGCACCACUCACACAAUCACCUCGCACCGCAGCACUGCAACGGCACUGAUAGUGGCAGCAGAGGAGGUCUCCGACGUCGCUCCACCUACGCAAGCGGCCGACUGCGCUCUGGGCCGCACUGGUCGUUUGUUUUUGACCCCGCCGGCCGAUUGUGCUACUAUUGGUCCAUGGUCGUCUCGCUAGCCUUCCUUUAUAACCUAUGGGUUAUAGUCUACAGGUUCGCUUUUCAAGAAAUAAAUGGUGAAACAUUAAUAGUGUGGUUUUGCCUCGACUAUUUUUCGGACUUCCUAUAUUUGGCGGACAUUUUGUUUCAUUUUCGGACGGGAUAUCUAGAAGAUGGCGUGCUACAAACGGAUGCGGCGAAGCUGAGAGCGCAUUACAUGAACUCUACCACGUUCUAUAUAGACUGUCUGUGUUUGUUGCCGUUGGACUUUCUUUAUCUAUCCAUCGGCUUUAAUUCAAUAUUACGUUCGUUCCGAUUAGUGAAAAUAUAUCGUUUUUGGGCGUUUAUGGACCGAACUGAGCGACACACAAACUACCCUAACUUGUUUAGGUCAACAAGUUUAAUUCAUUAUUUGUUAGUGAUAUUCCAUUGGAACGGGUGCUUGUACCAUAUAAUAUAUAAAAACAAUGGUUUCGGUAGUAAAAACUGGGUGUAUCACGAUACGGAAACGGCCGAUGUAGUGAAACAGUAUCUUCAAAGUUAUUAUUGGUGCACAUUGGCGCUCACGACAAUCGGUGAUUUGCCGCGACCACGCAGCAAAGGGGAAUAUGUGUUCGUGAUAGCGCAGCUCUUGUUUGGAUUGCUCCUGUUCGCCACGGUGCUUGGUCACGUAGCCAACAUCGUCACCUCAGUCAGCACGGCCAGAAAAGAAUUCCAGGCUAAACUGGAUGGGGUGAAGACCUACAUGCGCAUGAGGAGAGUACCAACGCAUCUGCAAGUGAAGGUGAUCAAAUGGUUCGACUAUCUCUGGCUCACCCAGAAGUGUUCCGACGAGGAGAAAGCGGUUUCGUGUCUGCCGGACAAACUAAAGGCGGAGAUAGCUAUCAACGUACAUCUAGAUACCCUGAAAAGGGUCGAAAUAUUUCAAAAUACGGAGGCGGGGUUUUUAUGCGAGCUAGUGCUGAGGCUUCGACCGGUACUAUUCUCUCCCGGUGACUACAUCUGUAGAAAAGGUGAAGUCGGCAAGGAGAUGUACAUAGUGAACCGAGGGAAACUGCAGGUCGUAGGCGACAACGGCAAGACCGUGCUGGCAACACUUAAGGCGGGUUCUUAUUUUGGCGAAAUUUCCAUUCUGAACAUGGGCACGGCAGGCAACCGUCGGACAGCAUCGGUGCGCUCCGUCGGCUACUCGGACCUGUUCGUACUUAGCAAGAAGGACAUGUGGGACGUGCUCAAGGAGUAUCCCGCAGCGAGAGUGCGCCUCGAGGCCAUCGCCGUCAAGAGACUCGAGAAAUACAAAAAAGCACCACUCGAAAAAGUGGCAAUGGGUCGGUGCCAGUCGACGCCCGGACUCGUGGAGACGAGCGGGCGCAUACCCAUCGAGGAGAUGCAGCUUCCGGCCGCACCGCUGCCGCCGCCUCUGCACUCCUCACACCCGCCUUCUUAUCGGGACCAGCUUUAUAGUUCGUCAGUAAGUCCUCUUCGUGUAGCAUCCCCGGUGGCGUCGUGUGCGUCAAGCGCUCGUAGUAGCGCGGCGGGGGGUGGAGGUGGGGGUGCGGGCGGGGGUGCUCCCCGCGCAUUCAUCGACUCUCAUGAGGUGCUCGAGAGUGAGAUUAAGCGACUGCGCGAGCGACUCUACACUGUCGAAACCGAAAAUGCCGCAAUGUCCGCGAAGCUGAGCCAGCAGCAGUGGGAAGUUGACCAAAGGUUGCAAGAAAUAGAGAUGCAGAUCUGCGGCGGGAGCUCGCUGAGCUCUCAGGAGGAGAACGAGAGGAACCGGGAGAGCAUUAUUUAACAGCGCGCCUCCGCCGAGCGAGGGUUGCCGCCCCCCGCACUCCGCCUGUCCGCCGUCUACUGACAAGCGUCUACAUAUUCACACAUGGGAAGUUUCAAUACGAAUUAACUUUAUCAAAUUUAUAUAUACCUAGUAUAUACGACUCGCUGGUAUUUGACGAGCGUCGUGGAGUGAGAUUUUGUCGAGACAAUAUUAUUAUUAUUAUUAUUAUCUUAAAUCGUUAGGUACGUCGAAGUGUUCUAGAGUGCGCGAGUGAGUUCGGGCGGCGCCACGUCUCAGGCCGUACUGUUUACACUCAAUGUUCAUCGGUUACGUUGUCCUAAAGGAUGCUAUUGUGUUUCCUUGGCGGAAUGUAAUGAUGCGUUGUUUAUAGAUUGAAUAAUAAUACAUUGGGAUCGUUGUAAAUGUCGAUAGAUACGUUUUGGAAUGUUAAUUAUACGUUUUGUUUUCGCUGACGGUUCGUAAAUACGUCGUUACUAUGUUUUCAUGGUGAGUUUGAACAAAUUGUGUACAAACGUUUGUCGUAUACCCCGUUGUAUUUGAUCCGGCACUGAGUGCCAAAUGAUAACGAGUGUUCGAAUAAGAUUUUCUUUAACACAUAGAAAACGAAUGGAUAUUUUCUUAUCCAUAAAUUUGAGCUUUAAUUAUUAUAAUAUCCCGGAAGACUUGUAACAUAAUUAUAUGUCACCCUCAUCUCUUUAUAUUAUGUUUACAUACAAAAAAGACUAAGUUUUUUACAGUCUAGGGAAUUAAUUUUUUUGACGCCAUUUUGUUUCCGUUUUUAUUCCUGUGGAUAUUUAUUACGACGAAUAUGGAACAAUUUUGAACAAAGAAAAGAUGUAAAAUCGAAAAUAAUAUAAAUAAUGUAAUUUGUUACAUAUUUAAUAUUGAUUAUAAACAUAUUGUAUUUUAAGGAGACGUAGCCAAAACUGGUGAUUACGUCAUUUUGGUAAUUAUAAAGAUCACUACUGCCAAAUAAGAUUUAAGUAGGUAAAAAUGGUUUGGAUGUAAAAUAAUUGAACGAUGAUCAAAUGUAAAACAGUUUUGUACUUGCAUUAGUAAUUACAAGUAAUUUAAUUUCAUGGCUUACGAAUUUCAAUAUAUUUUUUUGUGUAAAACGUUUUUCAUUUGACACGUUUUUAGGAUAUAAAAAAAACUGUACCAAAAAAUGUGAAAAUUAAAAUAAAUUAAUAAUUCAACUCUAAAUAAAUUGUAAAUACUUAUUAUAGUAUAUAUGUAUGUAUGAUGCGUGUUUUUAAGCUGUUUUCACGAGACUACAGUUGUUGUUUUGAGAAGGAAAUCUAUGAAGGCUAAGCAGGACGGAAGCGAGCGUCGGUGAGUCUUCAUUUGUUUUAAAAAUCAAGACCAGCAGUUUAUAUACAAGUUGUACAAUAAACACGAAAUGUAUAAAAUAAGGAGAAUAUAUAUAUAUAUAAUAAUUAUUAUUAAAAUAGGAUGAUUUGUUAUAGCUUUGAUUUAAAUUGCAGUUUUAGAAUUUUAAUCUCAAUUUUAUGAAUAUUGUUUUGUAUUUAAUCAUAUAAUAUUAUAAUGGAAACAUGUGCCAAAAUAUGCAUGCCAAUUUAAUUUUUGUAUUUGUAUGUAUUUUUAUCAAUGAAUUUAAACAGAGAAGCGUUUUUUAUGAUGCGUAGUUCGCGUCAUUUGUGAGAUAUUCAAACUUUAGUUUGUUAAACCACCGAUUUAUUUACCGUUUAAUUUUUACAAUUGAUCAAUACCAUAUUCAUGAUUAAAUUUAUACCGAGAGCAUGUUUGGUUUCCAUCAACAAACUUUUUUGCCUCACAAUACAUUCUUGAAAGAACAGAAAUAAAUAUGUGUCGAUUCUUUAUGUUUCAGAGAUAAAUAGAUAGGCGAUAAAAAUUUGAACUGUAAAUAAAAUAUUUAUUUAUUGUUAUUUAUUAUAUUCAAUAAAAUUUUCUUCUUACAUAUUUCACGAUUAUAAAUGGUAAGAGAGAUGCAUGAUGCGUUUUAAAUAAUGUUUAAUGAAAAACGCAAGCGCUUUUAUUGUAAUCAGUAGAUUUAUAAUUCUUCCGGAAACACACACCGAUAUGAGAAUGAAAAUGUACAAUACUUAGACAAUUCAUAGUUUUAUAAUUGCGUAAAUUAAUUGUUAAGUGAUCGUUGAUUACAUUAAUUGGGUUUAACUUAACACGUAUCAAAUUCAAAGUGAAUUGAUUAAAAUGAAUGUUACGAAAUAUUGUGUUACCCGUAAAUACUUUUUUGCAAUCCACUGUAACUUUUCAUUCUCACGGUUAACAAGAGCUCAGUACAAUUGAGCGCAACGGACUGCAAUUGAUUUCGUAACAUUAUAAUAAGUAACAUUUCUUUGACUUACGAGAGGGAAGCAGAGGGAAGUUGUUCACGAAUGAUCGGAGCGAAUCUGUAGUUUUGCAGUACCCGGCUUGUGCAUCUUUAAAUCGGGAGUUUAAUUAUGUACCUAUCGCACAUGAUUAAUUUUAUUGUUAAUAAAAAGGUCAUGAUAAUAUGAA
Messenger RNA from Bombyx mori (domestic silkworm), 4761 nucleotides. RefSeq names its product cyclic nucleotide-gated cation channel alpha-3. Gene Ontology annotation, molecular function: cGMP binding; protein-containing complex binding; intracellularly cGMP-activated cation channel activity. NCBI's taxonomy places the organism in Eukaryota, Metazoa, Arthropoda, Insecta, Lepidoptera, Bombycidae. Gene Ontology annotation, biological process: monoatomic cation transmembrane transport. The transcript has 13 exons. The record is from RefSeq and is a predicted model, not a curated record. The coding region runs from base 79 to 2256 and encodes 725 amino acids. Gene Ontology annotation, cellular component: plasma membrane; intracellular cyclic nucleotide activated cation channel complex.